UCCUGUCGCAAGAGUAGCAACAGACAUCCUCCCUUUGGCACCCCCUCCUCGCAUUCCGUUAGAUCUGAGCCACCGGGGGCGCAGAUGGCCGCGGCCCUUCCCGACCGCUGCCUCCGCCAUCGGCACGGGGCGGACCGCAUCGGCGAACUCCCCGACGAUCUCCUCCACCAGAUCCUGCACCGCGUCGCCUCCACCCCCGCUGCGGUGCGCACCGGCGUCCUCUCCCGCCGCUGGCGCCGCCUCUGGGCCGACCUCACCGAGCUCCGCCUCGACUCCGUCCUCGCGCCGGUCCCGGGCAUCGGCACCGUCGACGGCGCGCUCGACGCCUGCUGCGUGCCGACCGUGACGCGCCUCAGCGUGUCCCUGGACCACCUGCCGCCCUGGGGCAGCGGCCUUUCGGCCGACCGCGUCGCCCCCUGGCUGCGCUUCGCCUCGCGGCGCGUCGCGGGGGACCUCUGCAUCCUGCUGCCACCAGCGGCGGCGGGCGGUGCGGUGGUGGUGGAGGAGGAUCUGCGUCUCCCCGUGUGCGAGAGGGUCACGGAGAUCACGCUGUGGCUCGGGUACCGCUUCCGGCUCCGGAUGCCGGCGGCCGGCACGUUCGCGGCGCUGACCUUCGUGAACAUACGCGACGCGCGCAUGGACAGCCGCGAGCUGGAGCAAUUCGUGUCCUGCGGGUGCCCGCGCCUGGAGGAGCUCGCCGUCCGGCUGCCCCCGUUCCUCGCCGAGUCCGUCGUCUGCAUCCGCUCGGAGUCGCUAAGACGGCUCGACUACCACAUCAAGAACACGCGGCGGCUGGAGGUUGCCGCCCCAAGUCUCGAGCGGCUGUCCAUGUCGAACGCCGACAGGGCUUACAUCACCGCGCCGGAGUUGGGGGAAGUCGCUUGGGAGGACGACAGCUUCAACCCGCUUAGACACCAGUUUACUGAGACCGGGCGUCGUCUCCGGCGGCUGGUACUCACCUUGAGUUCAACGACGGCGGAGCUACUGCAGCGAUUCUACAAUGUCGAUCAGCUGAUAGUAGAUAUCUUGAUUCCACAUGGGGGAGAUGGUUACAAGAGCUUCUUGGAGAAUGUGGACAUGCUUCCCUGUUGUGAUGUCUUGGUGGUACAAUCAACAAGUACUUCCCAUUGUUCCAUACCAAGUUUGCUGCAUCUCCUCAGGAGUUCCACUGGUGUAAAGAAGUUUGUGGUUUACUUGGAGUUCAAGGUGAAUGGUCUGUGCAGAUUAUUGGGCUGCCCAUGUGAUUCUCCAAAGGGCCGCAGAACUGGUGACAUCAACCUAUAUUUACUUGAUGAGGUAGAGAUCAAUCUGAUAUCAGACGAAGUAUCCUCAGAUGCACAGGCUGAAUUUGUGGAGCUGCUACUCGGAUGCAAUGCGCCAGUGCUAAAAAAGGUGGUCAUCAACAGGUCGUGCACCUGCCCUUUCAUAAGGGAGGAUAUGUGCGAGAAGAUCUGCGAAAUUUGUCUCCUGAGUAACAAGUUUGAAUUCAGUGUUGUUCGUGAGGGAGAUGAGUGGGAGGAAUCCUGCUCCACUAUGGUGAUACACAUCAGUGCAAAGCGCCACUUAGCUGUAGAGCUGAUCCCCUUUGCCGAUUUGCUUGAACAUGAGAUGAGCCAUGUGCAGUGAAGAAAACUAGUUCAUCACUUCAUUUGAGUUUCUAACCAGGUCUGUUGUGCUAAUUCACUGAUUAUAAUGAGGCAACCUCUGGUAACUGAGGCAAAUCGCUGGAGACUUUGAUCAGGGCUAAUUCACUACUUAAUUGUUUCUCUUCA
Molecule: messenger RNA, 1772 nt
Organism: Panicum virgatum (switchgrass)
Lineage: Eukaryota; Viridiplantae; Streptophyta; Magnoliopsida; Poales; Poaceae
Product: putative F-box/LRR-repeat protein At5g02700
Exons: 3
Coding region: 85-1626 (513 amino acids)
Molecular function (GO): protein binding
Source: RefSeq, a predicted model, not a curated record